Messenger RNA from Myotis brandtii (Brandt's bat), 1674 nucleotides. RefSeq names its product solute carrier family 39 (zinc transporter), member 4 (gene SLC39A4). The record is from RefSeq and is a predicted model, not a curated record. The transcript has 9 exons. The coding region runs from base 76 to 1674 and encodes 532 amino acids. Gene Ontology annotation, cellular component: membrane. NCBI's taxonomy places the organism in Eukaryota, Metazoa, Chordata, Mammalia, Chiroptera, Vespertilionidae. Gene Ontology annotation, molecular function: zinc ion transmembrane transporter activity. Gene Ontology annotation, biological process: zinc ion import across plasma membrane; intracellular zinc ion homeostasis.
AGCCUGAGCCUAGCCCCAGUCUGGCCCCAGGCAGCCCUCUCCCAGUGUACCCGCCUCUGUGGCGGUGGCUUCGGCAUGGCGGUCUGGACCCCUCAGAGGCCAGGGCUGCUGCUGACGGUGCUGGUGGUGACCGUGGCGGCAGCCCGGCCUGCUCACCUGCUGACUUCGAGGUCCUCGGCCCAGGGCGCUCUGGACCGCGUGGCUCUGGGCGGCCUGUUAAAUACGCUUGCGGCCCGUGUGCACUGCUCCUCGGGGCCGUGUGGAAAGUGCCUGUCUGUGGAAGACCUCCUGGCCCUGGGCCGGCCUGAGGGGCCGGGGCCAACCCCAGUGUCGGUCCUGGAGCCCGAGCACAUCCCCCGCCUCAGUGCGGCCGCUGCCCUCUAUCUCAGCGACCCUGAGGGCACCUGUGAGGACAUCCGGGCUGGCCGCUGGGCCUCCCGAGCUGACCACCUUCUGGCCCUGCUCGAGGGCCCCGAGGCCCUGAUCCCAGGCCUGAGCAGGCUGCUGCGGAGGAUUCAGGUCCGGACCGCCAGCCUGCCCUCCGCAGAGGAGGCCUGCGUGGACCUGCCUUGGCUGCUGGACCAGGCGGCGGAGGCAGGGGCUCCCGGCAGCCCCGGCCCCGUGUUGGCCGCUCUGCUGGACCACGUCCAAAACGGGUCCUGCAUCCACGCCCUGCCGACCCCCCAGUACUUUGUGGACUUCGUGUUCCGGCAGCACCAUGGGGACACUCCCAACAUCACACUGGACGAGCUGGCGGCGCUGAUGCAGCACCUGGGGGUGGGUGGCACGGCCGCGAGCCACGGAGACCACGGCGACGACCAUCACCACCAUCGUCUGAGAAGGAGGGCCCACCUCGCCCCCUCCAACAGCAGCGCCAGUGUGUGGGACACAGUUUGCCUGGAUGCCAGGGACGUGAUGGCCGUGUACGGGCUGCCUGAGCGGACGGGGGUGUCCCCAGAGGCGUGGGCCCUGCUGAGCCCUGCGCUUCUCCAGCAGCAGCUGAGUGGGGCCUGCAGCCCACAGCCCAGCCACCCCGCCCAGGACCAGCUCAGCCAGGCGGAGAAGUACUUGUACGGCUCCCUGGCCACCCUGCUCAUCUGCCUCGCCUCGGUUUUCGGCCUCCUGCUCCUCAUCUGCACCAGCUGCAGCAGGGCCACCCACUACGUCAUCCAGACCUUCCUGGGCCUGGCCGUGGGCGCGCUCACCGGAGACGCCCUCCUGCACUUGACGCCCAAGGUCCUAGGGCUGCACCAGCAUGGCGGGCACAGUGAGCUCGGAGGGGACCACGAAGACCACAGCGCGCAGCCCAUCUGGCGCCUCCUGGUGGCGCUCGGGGGCCUGUACACCUUCUUCCUGUUCGAGAAGCUCUGUGACCUCCUGCUGCCCCAGGAGGACCUGAAGGAGGAGCCCUGCAGCCACGGUGACCACCACGGCAGCCACGGCCACAGCCACGGCCACAGCCACGGCAUGUCUCUGCAGCUGGCGCCCAGGGAGCUCCGCCAGCCCAAGCAGCCCCAGCAGACCUGGAGCCUGGCUCCUGGCCCCGCGCCGGCUCCGUCCCUGGACCUACAGCCGGGGACCUGGAGGGCCCAGGCCGCUGAGCACCCCCUUCCCCAUCCCCCGGCAACCUGGUUCCCAGACAUUCCUGGGCCGGCCGCCGCGGCUCCGUGGUAG